UGAAUGAAAGAUAUGUUUUGAAUAGGGUUAAGAUAGCCAAAGAUAUAAGAAGCUUGGAUCAACUGCUUUAGUUGUUGGGCCCUUCACUAUUGUUCGGAAGCUAACCGGUUUUGGGUUGGGCACUCGAAGUAGGCCCAUUUACCAACCUAUACAUUUUCGUAAUACCAUAUAGGGUAAUGAUAUAUAAGUCUUUCUACCAUUGCGAGCGCAACACAUUUUUGCCGCAGCAUAAGAGAAAACCUAGAUACACAUUAAGUGCAGAUCUCAUCAAUUCAAGCAGGCAAAUCAGUCAUCAAGAAUUCAUCAUGGCAAAAUCUAUCAAAAUCGGUUCACUAUGGAUAGAGUUAUCCGAAGACAACCAUUUGGAUGCACACCAAUCUGAAGCUUCCACUAUACGUGAUGAACAGUCGGAGCAGCAACCAUCACAUCCAUCGGUAGAAAAUUCAAAUAAUAAUGUUGUCAACUCUGAAGCUGAUGAUAUGAUGAUCAUCAGUGAUGAUGAUAAUGAAGCUGAACUUGUUAAAAACACAGAAAAGCUAACUAUCUUGGAAAAUAAUUGCAACAUUCAAAUAUCAAGUGUUCCACCACCAAAUGUUUGUCAAGGUAAUAUAACUUCAAAGGAUUCUCCAAAAAAGAUUAGAUUGCUAGCAGACAUAUUUAAAGAAUUGGAUUCAAAAAAGACAAUAUAUCAUGCUAAGAAGAAACAAAUAAGUCAAUGGAUCAAAGAAAGUGAAAACAUGAUUCCAACAAUUGAAGUUGAUGAGGGUAAAAUGAAAGCUUCAGAUAAUCAUGAAGAUGAUGAUGAAUUGAGCAUCGUUAACAAAGGAAAAGAAAAAAUAAAUAAAAUUAAUAAUGACUCGGAUUCAUCAUCUUCAUGGAAUGAGGAAAAACUUUCCUCUGCCUCUCACUUUGAGCUUUUCCCACGCGAUCCCCUGCUGUUUGGAGAAGGCGCCUCCAAAUUUUUUGAAGAAAAUAGUGUGUCCGCGGACACAAUUGAAGAGUAUGGAGCUGAUGAUAUUAUAAUGGAUGACGAUGAUGAGAUUUUUCAAUACAAUUCAAUGUAUUUUGAUAGUGAGACUGAUGAAGAGGAGUUGAAGAAGAAUCCCAAAAGAAGAAAAUGGGGAAAAGAUUGA
Messenger RNA from Trifolium pratense (red clover), 1133 nucleotides. RefSeq lists its product as uncharacterized. Bases 177 to 1133 code for a protein of 318 amino acids. The transcript is spliced from 5 exons. NCBI's taxonomy places the organism in Eukaryota, Viridiplantae, Streptophyta, Magnoliopsida, Fabales, Fabaceae. The record is from RefSeq and is a predicted model, not a curated record.